GUGCUUAUGUGGCACAGCAUAAAGUCGCUGCUUACAUGCUAUCCUGCUGCUGCACGCUCCCUGGAUCAGGGAUAAAUCUCACAAACACUCACACACACACACACACACAGUUAUAAUGCAGUCAUAAGCAGAGACAGUGGGAAGCUGGAAGGAAUCUUAAUGCGCACACAGAUAUUCAUUGAGGCUGACACAACAGAUAAAUGCAUGCACUCCAAAAGGAUAUUGGAGGAUUGCCAGUGAAUUAAAGUGCCUGGGAAAAGAGUGAACGUGUGGAAGUGGAGGAGGGGAAAAUAGAAGGGAGGAAAGCAGAAGAUGAGUGCACACUGGGACUGGGAAUUGGCAGCAGAAGCGCAGAAAUGAAAUUUUCUCUCCCAUGCAAUGCAGACCUGUGCAUGUUCUCACUCAGCAUUUUGUCACAACUGAACUUCUCAGUUCUUACAGUCACUCUUUCUUUUUCUCUCUCUAUCAUCGUCCACUGGCACACGACCUCUCCUUACCUCCUGUUAUACCUCUUCGGACAGUUCUAUAGAUUAUUUACCAUCUGAUAUACACUCACGCUUCUCCAUCUCUGCCUCUUCCCCACUCUCUCCAUCGCUCUGUCUCUCCUCUCCUCUCCCCCCUCCUUCUCCUUUCUCUCUCUCUCUGUCUCUCAGGCUCUCUUUCUCAUUCUCUCACACCACCUGUUAGUGCAGACCUGUAAGCUUUGGAAUCCACUUGUUUAUGAGGGACUCAUUUAUACUCACGCAAUCGGAGCUCUAUGACGGUGCGUAAAGGAAAGAAACUCACCAUCUCCAUCCAGGAACACAUGGCCAUAGACGUCUGCCCGGGCCCGAUCCGACCAAUCAGACAGAUCUCUGCCUACUUCCCCCGUCUCUCCCCGACCGGCGAGCCCAUCUCCCCACACCCUGCCGCCUCUCCAGUGGCCCUCAGCCCUGGGCUCGGGGCUACUGGAGCGGGGAGCAGCACACUCCUCUCCCCACUGCAGGCCGGCGCCAGGGGAGCUGGUGGAACACUGUCAUUGUCCAGUAGUGUGGACACAUCAGUGGACAUCAACAGCUCUGACAGUGAUGACUGCACGGCUCUCGGGACGUUAGAGUUCGAAUUGCGGUAUGAGAGAGCAACCAGCUCCCUUCACUGCACCAUCCUCAGAGCCAAGGGUUUGAAGCCUAUGGAUUUCAACGGCCUGGCAGAUCCGUAUGUUAAGAUUCAUCUCCUGCCUGGAGCGAGUAAGGCUAAUAAGCUGAAAACCAAAACCGUACGGAAUUCUCUAAAUCCAGUCUGGAAUGAGACUCUAACAUACAUUGGAAUCACGGAAGAAGACAUGCACAGAAAGACCCUGAGGUUAUCAGUGUGUGAUGAGGACAAGCUGACUCAUAAUGAAUUUAUUGGUGAGUCGCGGGUGGCUCUGAGGCGUGUGAAACCAGACCAGACAAAACGCUUCUACACCUGCCUAGAGCAUCCACCCCCUCUUCCCUCCCCAACAGCAAUGGGAGCAGCACUGCGAGGAAUCUCCUGUUAUCUCAGAGAGUGGGAGCAUGAGCAGUUGCACAGUCUGGAGGAGAGAGGCCGUCUGUUACUGUCGCUCCAGUUCCUGCCUCCGCCUGUAGAGGGAGAUGGAGAGGCCCGGCGGGGAGGUCUGUGUGUCGGUGUUCAGCGCUGUGCUCACCUCGCCGCCAUGGACGUCAAUGGCUUCUCUGAUCCCUAUGUCAAAACAUAUCUGAAGCCUGAUGUGCAAAAGAAAUCAAAACAUAAAACGGCCGUGAUUAAAAAGACCCUUAACCCAGAAUUUAAUGAGGAGUUCUUUUAUGAGAUCUCUCUCACAGAACUGGUCAGUAAGACGCUAGAGGUCACCGUAUGGGACUAUGACCUGGGUCGAUCCAAUGAUUUUAUAGGUGGAGUGUGUCUGAGCUGUCACUCACAGGGAGAUGCGCUACGCCAUUGGAUGGACUGUCUGAGGAAUAAGGGACAGAGGGUGGAGCGAUGGCAUGUCCUGACCAAUGAACUCCCUCAGAGCUCCUGCCAGGAGUGAGGAUCUUACAGGGGAUGUCAAUGAUAACUUAAUGCUGCAUGGAGUUAGAGAUGAACACUCAGAGUGCAUUUGAGCACUUCAGACUUUGUGCACUAUAUGCUGUAUGUGCUCAUCAUAUACAUAGUCAAUGCAUGAUUGAUAUUCAUGACCGGCACAAAUACUGUAUUACUUGAACACACCUUGCUCGUUACCAGGAGAGUUUGAGGGAUGGACUGUCAGUCAGUUGCCUUUUGAUUCUAUGUUACUUGCUGGACCUUACCUGUCAGUCUCUCCCUAUCACUGCUGCACGUUUUAUACACAUUUUUUAACAAUAAAGCAAAUUCUAAUCCUCUCAGAAUCCCAUGUAGCAUAUCCUUCUGACUGAUUAUAGUAGAAAAUGUAUUUUAUUGUCAACACUUCAAUAAUUUGUGCCCAGGAGUGACAUGCAAUACAUUAACAGCCUGUAGGGAAAGAAGCAACGUGCCUGCAGUAAAAUUAAUAUCUUCUCAAUUACACAGGAAGCUUAUCAAGAGUCAAGUUUCUCACUAAUGCUUUUGGACACUGAAUGUAUCAAUUGGACAUCAGGACUGUUACUCAUAAACCAUCUCAGAAAUGAUAAGAACUGGAGUGGAAUCCAGACCUAAAUUAGCCUUCCUUCUUUCAGAAACCUUGUAAAUACUGGCACUCUCUUAUAAACACGACCAACCAUCUGUUUUGUAGCAUGAGGAAAUGUUUACAUCAUUAUCAAGCAUGCCCCAACAAUGUUUUUCCAGGGCUGUAAUUCUUGUAAUUUUGAAGUCCCAUUUGCUAAUGAUAUUUAUAUGUUUUUUUCCAGACAUACACUAAUAUUCACAUUGAUUAAUUUCUAAGGUUUUGGAUUGAUUUGUGUAUGUGUGCAUUGUUGUGGUCUGCAUGCCCAAUGGCGUGAGUGUGAGUUUAUAUUACUGUGUUAUUUGGGUAUUUAUUGAGUGUUGUACUUUUGAGGAUUUGUGAUUACUACAUUUGUAUGAAGUGUUUAUGUACAAUUUGGAAAUACAAAUGAAUGCAUUGCUCUAA
Molecule: messenger RNA, 3064 nt
Organism: Pangasianodon hypophthalmus (striped catfish)
Lineage: Eukaryota; Metazoa; Chordata; Actinopteri; Siluriformes; Pangasiidae
Gene: doc2a
Product: double C2-like domains, alpha
Exons: 11
Coding region: 758-2029 (423 amino acids)
Source: RefSeq, a predicted model, not a curated record